CAACAGGAGUCACGUGACCAGUGGGGCUAAAACAUGGCGGAUGUUGAAACGUCGAAAUCUUUGAACGGUUUGCUGAACGGAAUAGCACAAAUAGUGUAUUAUAAUAAUGCUGAAAUAACAGAGGAACUUUUGAAAAAUGAACUUUAUCCAGACUUAACGCAGGACGACUUUCGCGCUAUGCAUGAAAAGAUGAAAGGUAUUUUAAAGUCUAUCGCCACUGCUAACAUGGAUCAGGCCCAGCUGGAAGCCUUCCUGACUGCCCAGACCAGGAAGCAGGGCACGGGGGGUGUGAGCGCCGAGCAGGCGGCCGCCCUCUCCCGGUUCUGGAAGAGCCACCGGGCCCGGGUGAGGGAGAGCCUGCUGGGCCAGAGCCGCUGGGAGCCUGGCCUGAAGGGCCUCACCUGGAGGGUGGACCUCCAGACCUCAGCCAGCAGAGGGGGUGCUGCUAACAUUCCCGUGGCCCUGGUGGAGCUGGAACUGGGCAGGACUGAGAGGAUUCAGACUUUGUGUGUCUGGAGUUUGACGAGGCGAAGGUGAACCAGGUGUUGAAGAAGAUGGCAGAGAUCCAGGAGGGCAUCGACGCCAUCGUACACCGCAGCUAGGGUCUACAUUUCUGUGUGAAAUAGGAAAGAAACGUCCCCGUUCUAUAAAAACAAUAAGUGGUUUCCAGUCUUUUCCUGUCAUUUCUUUUCAUUCUAUGACUUGGACAGAAAACAUUAGCCUGCCAGGUAGCAGACAGGAAAACUAUGCAUUAUAGAUGUAUCUUUAUACCUUAUUUACUGGACACACUGGCUAGUUCAUUUCUUACAGUAAGUCCUAUCUGUUGAGUCUAACAAAUGGGAUAUUGUUCUAUCAAUGCUAGAGAGAACCUGCUGUUUUGUUUUGUGGCCGGGAUGGAAGACUUCUUUUCACGUACAGAACAUACAGUACUGUUAUGCUUGAUUUACAAUUAGUGCAAUGUCCAUUUUGUACAUACCCGUUGCCAUUCCAGACAGUGAUACAUUGAUAUUUCAGUUUAAGCCUAGUAAACCUAACAUCCCCUUGCUUAAUGUUGGGCAGACAACUUGUACGAUAUCGUUGUUCCCAAAGGAACUGCUUCUUCCCACACUAUUUCUAGCCCCUCAACAUUCCGGCUGCCUGACCUGGUCUGAACUUUCCGUACUGGGCACAGGCCAGGGGUGUAGGCUGUUCAGUGAGGUGAGACAUUCACAACAUUGCAAGUAGAAAUAGAACUGACAAGAUUUGCUAUUCUACAUGACAGACAAGCCUAUCUGUUGUACAUGCAAAAUAAUGAUCUGAAUAUGUUGUAUGGUUGCACCCUCCUGGACAGACCCACAUGCUGUCCCAAUUGGCCCAAUGUCUUAAAUAUCCAUAUUUUCUUGUCUCACUUAUUUUGUAUUGAUUGGAAAGACUUUUGAUUGUUGAAAAGCAAAAUGAUGGAAAGUAAUCUGGUCCUUUGAACUGUCAGUGAUCAUAGAAGAGAAAAAAAUGAACAUUUAUUCAUCCAUAGUGAUGUCAUAAAGAUGAAUUUGUACAAUAAAGGUUAGAGCUGGGACGAUAAACCAAAAAUGAUUCUCUAACAUUUUACUGAUAUUGAUAUUAACGAUAAGUAGCCUUUACUAGAGGAAUGCGUAGUUUAAAGAAAAUCAGUAAGUCUGCUAAUAUACGCUAUUUCUAACUAGAUAAUCGAUAGCUACAACAUUCAAAGUAGUAGUUUUAAGGGUAAUACAAAAGAAGUAACUGGUGCACAGUAUUCAGUUUGUCGUUAUCGUGAUAAUUCAGUCAAUUUAUCGUGAUUUGUCCAUAUCGCCCAUCUCUAAUGAAAGGUCCAUGUCAUCUUGUUACCCCCAUUUGCAGAAUGGGAUAUCAACCCACACUUUGGAUCAGGUGUUAAAAAAAAAUAUUAAACCGUAACAAAAAUGUAUCAAAGCCUGCUUUUCAUGUUGUCUUUGUAAUGAAUAAACCAAAGUUAAAGGAC
Molecule: messenger RNA, 1978 nt
Organism: Oncorhynchus tshawytscha (Chinook salmon)
Lineage: Eukaryota; Metazoa; Chordata; Actinopteri; Salmoniformes; Salmonidae
Gene: commd1
Product: copper metabolism (Murr1) domain containing 1
Exons: 3
Coding region: 34-537 (167 amino acids)
Biological process (GO): negative regulation of sodium ion transmembrane transport; negative regulation of protein localization to cell surface; positive regulation of protein ubiquitination
Cellular component (GO): endosome
Source: RefSeq, a predicted model, not a curated record